Molecule: messenger RNA, 2138 nt
Organism: Xenopus tropicalis (tropical clawed frog)
Lineage: Eukaryota; Metazoa; Chordata; Amphibia; Anura; Pipidae
Product: E3 ubiquitin/ISG15 ligase TRIM25-like
Exons: 2
Coding region: 145-1800 (551 amino acids)
Biological process (GO): antiviral innate immune response
Cellular component (GO): cytoplasm
Molecular function (GO): zinc ion binding
Source: RefSeq, a predicted model, not a curated record
GCCAAUUACAAAUGAAAGCAGUAUUGCAGCCAAUGGAAGCAUCAUGCAGCCUCAAGCCCAUUGUGAUUGAUACAAAUACAGAGGAUCAUUUUGAGCUGAGCCAGAUACACACUGUGCCACAACUGAGAGGGUUAACUCACAGGAAUGCAAAGUGCUGUUUGUCUCUGGGGAAAGAGAACUUUCUGUUUCAUUUCUUGUUCAGUCCCCGUUCUGCUCUCAGCGAUGGCGGCUGCUGAUCUGAGAGACGAGCUGAGCUGCUCCAUCUGCCUGAGCAUUUAUACUGAUCCGGUAAUGCUGCCCUGUGGCCAUAACUUCUGCCGGGGCUGCGUUGGCAGUGUGAUGGAUGCCCAGGAGGGAUUGGGGGCUUAUUCCUGCCCUGAAUGCAGAGCCGAGUAUCAGGAGCGCCCCGCCCUGCCCAGGAACAGAACUCUGGGGAACAUAGCAGCGCGGUUCUGUCCGACUGAGCCGGAGCCGGGGGAGACUGGGAUUCCCUGCACCUACUGUGUCCUCUCCCCUGUACCCGCUGUUAAAUCCUGUCUGCACUGUGAGGCUUCUCUGUGUGAUACCCACCUGCGGGGGCACAGCCAGUCAGCAGAACAUGUACUCACUGAGCCCACCGCUUCCUUUAUGGGGAGAAAAUGUUCUGUACAUCACAAGGUUCUGGAGUAUUACUGCUGUGAGGAUUCUGCCUGUAUCUGUGUGUCCUGCUGCCUGGCCGGGGGGCACCGGGGCCACAGGGUGGAGCUGCUGAGUGAGGCCUCUGAGAAGAAGAAAGAGAAACUGAGGAAAGUUCUGGAGAAACUGAGCCCAGAGAGAGAGGAGACUGAGAGAGGAGCCCAGAGGCUGCAGGAGCGCAGGAGAGAAGUGGCAGAAGCGGCAGCCGGUGAGACAGAGAGAGUCACUGCCCUGUUUAGGGGCAUCAGGGAAGAGCUGGAAGCCCUAGAGAAGCGACUCCUGAGUGACAUCUCCAGGCAGAAAGAGGAGAUCUCACUCCCACUCACUGAGCUGAUCCAACAGCUGGAAAUAAAGAAGGAUGAGCUGUCCAGGAAGAUCCGGCACAUUGAGGAGCUGUGCAACAUGGCAGAUCCACUCACUGUCCUACAGGAACAAUGGGAAUCCCAUGGGGCUGCCUUUUAUACUGAGGGCAGAGAGAGAGAGGGUAUAAAGGUCCCGGCUGUAGGGGAUCUGGAUGUGGGUCAGAUCUCAGAGACAUUACUCACAGGCUUAGCUGGGAUUGUGACUGGGGUAAAGGGAAGGAUCUAUGGGCAGGAGGCUACAGACCUGGUACUGGAUAUAAACACGGCUCAUAAUCGUGUAUCUGUAUCAGGGGACAGGAAAUCUGCUUCCUACUCACUAACAGAACUACAUUACCCACAAUCCCCAGAGAGAUUUAGGGAUUAUGCUCAGGCUUUAAGCAGCAGGAGUUUCCCCUCAGGGCGACAUUACUGGGAAGUGGAGGGCAGUGAAUCAGGGUACUGGGAGGUAGGGGCGGCCUAUCCCAGUAUAGAGAGGGGAGGGUGGCAGUCUGGUAUUGGGAAUAAUAACAAGUCCUGGUGUUUGCGCAGAGGGAAUAAUAACAGAUAUGAAGUUGGACAUGACAGUAAAUGCACAGACUUACCCCACGUCCCUUCCUGCAGGAGAAUCAGGAUCUGGUUGGACUAUGAGGCCGGACGCCUGUCCUUUUAUGAGCUGAGUGAGCCAAUCAGGCGCUUACACACCUUCACUGCCUCCUUCACUGAGCCCCUUCAUGCUGCAUUCUAUCUUUUUGGUAAUGGUUCCUGGGUUAGAAUCCUUAAAUAAGUCCCUGCCCAGGGCUGGGGUCAAUCUAUGUCUCCACUGAUCAGACUGGGCACAUACACAUAUUGUGACAUACUGAAGUACUAUCCCCUACUAACCUUCCCGAUAAGGGGAGCAGGAUGCCCAAGUUAAUUAGCCUCAUGUUCUCUCCCCUUUGAGAUGAGCUAUAACAGAUAUGGGCUACCUAUUGUUAGACUUGUACUACAGGUAGGAUGUAUCCGGCCCUAAUACUGCAUUACUGCUAAAGGUGAACAGUCUCAAACCUCUAACAGUGGACAAAGAAACCCUUCUCACCACCCAGCUUCCCUUUAUAGACUUCAGGCCUGCUCUUUUUCUAAAAA